AUGCGAUUACGUUCUCAAGGUCACUAUGGUUUGACUGUGGAUUUCAUAUUCAAUAAUGCUGAAGAUCAAUCAGGUCCAGUUAAGAGUGAAGUAUGUAAUUGGUGUGAUAUGAACAAUGAAUUAUCAAAGCUGAAUUUGAUUAAACAAAAUCCAACAACAUGUAUUUGGCUCGAUGCACAACUGAGAAAUAAAUUAAUAGUUACACCACGACGACAUAUUGAACGAUUAUCGAAGAUGACAGAAGAAGAAAUGACACAGUUUUGGAAAGAUACCAAAAUUGCUUUAGAUGAAGAAGGAUGUGAUUGGCAAAGUAUGACUCUAAAUCAUGGAAAAUACCGAAAACAAUUUCAUCUUUAUAUGAAAAUCAAUAUUGACCAACAUCAAUGGAAUCAGCAUAUUAAAAAGAAAUAUGAAGAGAAAAUAAAACAAAUACAACAUUUACUCAAGUGUAACGAACAUGAUCUUAUUGAAAUUUAUUCUAAUGAUCGGAAAUGGAACCAAUGGAGUGAAAUAAGAAAUAAUAAAAUAAACGGAAAAACAUGCAUAAAUUGA
This is a messenger RNA of Rotaria sp. Silwood1, 552 nucleotides long. The record is from the annotation of a GenBank genome assembly. Lineage: Eukaryota; Metazoa; Rotifera; Eurotatoria; Philodinida; Philodinidae.